AUGGGGAUUCUCUCGGAUUCGUUUUUCUGGUUACUCGCGGCGGGUAUUGUUUUGUUCUUGGUGAGGAUCGUGUUAUUCAAAACUGGAUUGAUUUACAUGGUGAAGAAAUGGCGGAGGACGGUCUUCGAUUGGUUCCAUGUUUAUCAAUUUUACAAGGUCCCAGAAUUCAACGACAACGUGCAAGAGAAUCAGCUGUACCGGAGAGUGUACACGUAUCUGAAUUCGUUGAGCUCGAUCGAGAAUUCCGAUUUCACGAAUCUCUUCACCGGGAAAAAGUCUAACGAGAUCAUCCUCCGCUUGGACCGGAACCAGGUCGUUGGCGACGAGUUUCUCGGCGCUAGAGUUUGUUGGAUCAACGGAGAAGACGAAGACGGAGCGAGGAGUUUCGUUUUGAAGAUUCGCAAAGCCGAUAAACGGAGAAUUCUCGGCUCGUAUCUCCAGCAUAUACACACAGUCUCUGAUGAGCUUGAGCAGAGGAACACAGAGCUGAAGCUGUUCAUGAACGUUGGAAUCGACGGAGACGAUGAAGGGAAGAGGAGGAAGAAGAACGGACGGUGGAGAUCGAUUUCGUUCAAUCACCCGUGCACCUUCGACAAUAUCGCCAUGGAAGCGGAUUUGAAGAACAAGGUGAAAUCGGAUCUCGAAUCGUUCCUCAAAGGGAAGCAGUACUACAAUCGGCUUGGGCGCGUCUGGAAAAGGAGUUAUCUCUUGUACGGACCUUCCGGCACCGGGAAAUCAAGCUUCGUCGCGGCGAUGGCGAAUUUCCUGGAUUACGAUGUUUACGAUAUAGAUCUAUCCAAAGUUGCGGAUGACUCGGAUUUGAAGAUGCUUCUGUUACAGACCAGAGGCAAAUCAGUGAUCGUCAUCGAAGAUCUCGAUCGAUUCAUCUCGGCGAAAUCAACGGCUGUGAGCGUGUCAGGGAUUUUGAAUUUCACAGAUAGUAUCCUCAGCUCAUGCGCCGCCGAUGAACGGAUCAUGGUGUUCACGAUGACGGGGAAAGAACAAAUCGACCCGGCAAUGCUCCGACCGGGUCGGGUCGACGUUCACAUUCACUUCCCGUUAUGCGAUUUCACGGCGUUUAAAACGCUCGCCAACAACUACUUGGGCGUGAAAGAGCACAAGCUUUUCCCUCAAGUGGAAGGAAUAUUCCAAAACGGUGCGUCUCUAAGUCCCGCCGAGAUCGGAGAGCUGAUGAUCGCGAAUCGUAAUUCGCCGACUCGUGCGUUGAAGUAUGUCAUAAACGCUCUGCAGAUUGACGGAGAUCGGAGGGGAAAUGGAAGGCGCUCGCUUCAAGAAAGCGGCACGAGAAGAUCGACAUCGGAGGAUGUCACCAGCGAAAUGAACAGUCCUCUUUGCGGCGGAGGGAGUUCGCCGGCGGUGAAGGAGUUCAGGAAGCUAUAUGGGUUGUUGAGGAUCAAAAGUAGUAGAAAAUCUGAGUCGUUUGAUGUGGCUCGAGAAAGUAAGGACGGCUAG
Molecule: messenger RNA, 1473 nt
Organism: Microthlaspi erraticum
Lineage: Eukaryota; Viridiplantae; Streptophyta; Magnoliopsida; Brassicales; Brassicaceae
Source: the annotation of a GenBank genome assembly